This is a messenger RNA of Lonchura striata (white-rumped munia), 1411 nucleotides long. It is a transcript of the gene GBGT1, whose product is annotated as globoside alpha-1,3-N-acetylgalactosaminyltransferase 1 (FORS blood group). Gene Ontology annotation, cellular component: Golgi apparatus; vesicle; membrane. Lineage: Eukaryota; Metazoa; Chordata; Aves; Passeriformes; Estrildidae. The record is from RefSeq and is a predicted model, not a curated record. Gene Ontology annotation, biological process: carbohydrate metabolic process. Gene Ontology annotation, molecular function: globoside alpha-N-acetylgalactosaminyltransferase activity.
GCAGUGGAUUUGUGCGAAAUUCCUGUUCAAGCCUCAGGUGGGACUGAACACAUUUGUGCUCCUGCUGCCUGUUCCACAAGGAGUCCAGCAAGGAAAGCUCUCCCUGGGCACAAAUGGAGCUCUCCCCACGGAUAUCUUCUCUUUCUUCACUUUCUGAACAGCCCUGCACUCACAGCUUGCCACUUCAGUUGUAGAAAUCUGAAAUGCACGUUUGGAAAUCUGAAAUAGUUGCUCUGCAAAGAAUAUUUUCCAUGGAACGGUCUACAAGUGAGAGUGGAAGCUGCUGGAAUUCAGAAGUUGCCCUUCCUUCUCCUCUUGAAGAUAUGAUUUCCAGGAAAGUGCUGCUGGGAUCUCUUGUCUGCCUGGCUGGUGUUGCUGCAGUUUUCUGGGCUGUAGCUGGGAGUGGAAAAGUGCACUACCUGCCUUACUACCUUCCCUGCCCUGAAAUCUUCUCCAUGAAACUCCAAUAUACAGAAGAGAAGCCAAUCCAGCUUUUCCCCCAAUUAUUUUAUCAGCAGCCAAGAGUGCUGGCGCCAAAGCGCCAGGAUGUGCUGACAGUCACACCAUGGCUGGCCCCCAUCAUCUGGGAAGGGACCUUUGAUCCUGAGAUCCUGGACAGUGCCUACAGACCCCUGAACCUCACCAUUGGGGUGACAGCCUUUGCUGUUGGAAAGUACACCAGGUUUGUGCCUCGCUUCCUGCAGUCGGCGGAGCAGCACUUCCUGCAGGGCUACCGGGUGAACUAUUACAUCUUCACUGACAGCCCCCAGAGCAUCCCCCGGCUGCAGCUGGGGCCGGGGCGCAGGCUCCUCACCGUCCCCGUGCACAAAUCCUCCAGCUGGCAGGAGAUCUCCAUGCGCAGGAUGGAGGCCAUCAACCGGCACGUGGCCACGCGGAGCCACGGCGAGGUGCACUACCUCUUCUGCCUGGACAUCGACAUGGUGUUCCACAACCCCUGGGGCCCCGAGAGCCUGGGGGACACGGUGGCAGCCAUCCACCCCGGCUACUUCGACGUGCCACGAGAGCAGUUCCCUUAUGAGAGGAGGAGCUCCUCAGCAGCCUUCAUCCCCGAGGGAGAAGGGGAUUUCUACUACGGAGGGGCCGUGUUUGGAGGCUCGGUCAAGAAGGUCUACGAGCUCACCAAGAUGUGCCACAUGGCCAUCCUGGCAGACAAAGCCAACGGGAUCAUGGCAGCCUGGCAGGAGGAGAGUCACCUCAACAGGCACUUCUUGUCCCACAAACCCUCCAAGCUGCUUUCUCCUGAGUAUAUAUGGGAUGACAGGAAGCCAAAGCCCCCCGAAAUCCACCUCAUACGUUUUUCCACGGUGAAUAAGAACUACAAAGAGGUCCGAAACUGAUCAUCCCUGCAGAGAGAUCCUCCAUGCAACCAAACCCACCAAAAUUAGCUCCU